Molecule: messenger RNA, 2886 nt
Organism: Gekko japonicus
Lineage: Eukaryota; Metazoa; Chordata; Lepidosauria; Squamata; Gekkonidae
Gene: SLC1A5
Product: solute carrier family 1 (neutral amino acid transporter), member 5
Exons: 8
Coding region: 723-2336 (537 amino acids)
Biological process (GO): L-aspartate import across plasma membrane
Cellular component (GO): plasma membrane
Molecular function (GO): L-aspartate transmembrane transporter activity; neutral L-amino acid transmembrane transporter activity; symporter activity
Source: RefSeq, a predicted model, not a curated record
UCCCGCGUGGCGGCGCGGAGUGGAGUAGGGCGCGGACCGCAGAGAGGACCAGCGGUGGCCACGUGGACCUGGAGGGCUCUCAAACGCGGCUGGAGAGAGGGAGAGCCGGCAGCCCCACCGACCGCUGGAUCCCCGAAGUAGAGGGCAGAAGUCGGCUAACCUUGCAGGACCGGAUCCCCUGCAGCGGGAUCGCACCCUCGGCUUGUUGCCCCCCCCUUUUUUUGGUGCUGUCCACGUGGCGUUUGCUGCUGGGAGGAAAUCAAAAACACUUUGGACGUUUCGGGGGGACCUUCGGUAAAGAUCCGGCUUGCUUCUCCUUCAGCCUGCCGCCGUUUAUUUCCGUGCCUCCCUUUAACAAAACUAUAAGACCCGCCGGAUAUCAAAAGCGGAUAAAGUUUGGACUUCCUGCCGGCCGCUUGGCCCGAAUAAAGAAUCGCCACUCGGUCUGCGUCUCUGUGUUCCAGAGUAAAGAAUACCCACUUCUCUCUACUCCAGAUUAAAGAAUCGCCACUCGGUCCGCUUCUACCUAUUGCAGACUAGAGAAUCGCCACUCGGGCGGCGGCGGCGGGGAUUCACUUCUCUACUACAGACUAGGGAAUCGCCACUCGGGGCCGCUUCUCUCUGCUGCUUGGCCGCUUCUCGCUCCUCCAGAUUAGAGAAUCGCCACCUGGCCGGCUCCUCUCUCUGCGCCCGAUCGGUGAACCGGCCACGACCCUUCGGCCAUGGCGGCGGAGAAAGGCGCCUCCAACGGGGACAUCGGACCGGCUCAUGACUCCGAAGGGGGAGAGCCCCGCGAGCCGAGCCUGGGCGCCUCCCGGCUGCGCAGCUGCCUGCGGGCCAACCUCCUGGUGCUGCUGACGGUGGCGGGGGUGAUCGCCGGCGUGGCGGUGGGCCUGGGCGUCCGGGAGAUGUCCAGCAAGCUGAGCCCCACCGAGAUCCUCUACUUCUCCUUCCCCGGCGAGUUGCUCUUGCGCCUGCUGAAGAUGAUAAUCCUUCCCCUGGUGGUGUGCAGCCUGGUGGCCGGGGCGGCCAGCCUAGACCCCUCGGCCCUCGGGCGCCUCGGUGGCUGGGCCAUGCUCUACUUCCUGCUGACCACCCUGCUGGCCUCCACCAUCGGCGUCAUCUUAGCCUUCAUCGUCCAGCCCGGGCAAGGGGCCGCACCCCCCAGGCUGGUGGGGCAAGAGGAGAACAUGCCCCAGGCCAAAGACGUGGCCGAUUCCUUCCUGGACCUGAUCAGGAAUUUCUUCCCCUCCAACCUGGUGUCUGCUGCAUUCCGAUCGUUUGCGACUUCUUACGCGAUGCUGCCGAUUAAGAAGAACGUAACGGAUGAACAGGGUGUCUUCGUAGAAAACGUCACCAUGAUCAAGGUCAUCAGAGGCGGAGAGGUCGAAGGGAUGAACAUCCUGGGAUUGGUGGUCUUUGCCAUUGUCUUUGGCAUCGCCCUGCGGAAGCUCGGGGCCGAGGGGGAGAUCCUGGUCAAGUUCUUCAGUUCCUUCAAUGAAGCCACCAUGGUGUUGGUCACCUGGAUCAUGUGGUACGCCCCCGUAGGUAUCAUGUUCCUGGUUGCCGGCAAGAUCGUGGAGAUGGAGGACGUGGUGGCCCUCUUCGCCAGCCUGGGGAAGUACAUCGUGUGCUGCUUCGUGGGCCACGCCAUCCACGGGCUCAUCAUCCUGCCGGCCAUCUACUUCGCCUUCACCCGCAAGAACCCUUACCGCUUCCUUUGGGGCAUCUUCACCGCCCUGGCCACCGCCUUCGGGACCUCCUCCAGCUCCGCCACGCUGCCGCUGAUGAUAAGGUGCGUCGAGGAGAACAACGGCGUCUCCAAGCAUAUCAGCCGCUUCAUCUUGCCUAUCGGGGCUACGGUCAACAUGGACGGGGCCGCCCUCUUCCAGUGUGUGGCCGCCGUCUUCAUCGCCCAGCUGAACAACGUAUCCCUCAACUUUGUCCAAGUCAUCACCAUUCUGGUCACCGCGACGGCGUCCAGCGUCGGGGCAGCCGGGAUUCCCGCGGGCGGCAUCCUAACUCUUGCCAUCAUUCUGGAGGCCGUUGGGCUGCCCACCGAAGACAUCUCCCUCAUUCUGGCGGUGGACUGGCUUGUGGACCGCACGUGCACCGUCCUGAACGUGGAGGGGGACGCCAUUGGCGCCGGCCUCCUGCAGGUGUACUCGGAGAGGACCGUGGGCCGGGUGGAGGCGGAGGAGCUGAUGGAGAUCAAGACGGACGCAGCGGGCGGCGGCCAGAGGGGGCACGCCGAGGAGGGGUCUCCGCUGAUCAAGAAGGGCACGCACCCACCUUUGGUGCGCUUCAACUCUUGCGAGAAGGAAUCCGUGAUGUAACCGGGCGGGCGGAGCCCGGAGUAGCUGGAGACUUUGUUUUAAAAGAAACCGUGUAGGGUUCAAACGUUGAGGACGGCAUUGAGAUCUGCCCUAUCCUUCUAAAACUUGAACUUCCUGCCAGGAGGCGCGGCCGGUGAUGGGGACUUCUUCGUGCCGCUGCCGCUUUAUGUUCGACUGCUCAGGCUUCACGCAGCUUACGGGUGUCGGGGCUUGAUCCCGCCUGGGAAAACAGGGUCCUGGAAACCUGCCCCCCCCUUGAAGUAAGAUGGUGGGGCUGGAGGCGGCGGCUGGGGCUUCUGCAGCGGCUUACGGGUGAGAGGAAAAGCACACUCUGUGCAUCCUCAGAGGCUCUCUGCUUUGCACGUUCCAGACUGAUUCCACCUUCUCUCCCCCUCCCCCACAAGCAAUUUAACUCUUGAAUCCACAAGAUGAAAAUGGGCAGCUGUGUCCGGAGAGGCCCCCGCCCCCGGAAUCACUCCCGUCUCCUCUUUGCGACCUCCAGCUGCCCUUGCUGCUUUUACGUUUUAUUUUAAAUAUAUUUUUGGACCAA